Messenger RNA from Phalaenopsis equestris, 1099 nucleotides. RefSeq names its product transcription initiation factor TFIID subunit 9. Gene Ontology annotation, biological process: DNA-templated transcription initiation; RNA polymerase II preinitiation complex assembly. The transcript has 2 exons. Gene Ontology annotation, molecular function: transcription coactivator activity; RNA polymerase II general transcription initiation factor activity; protein heterodimerization activity. Gene Ontology annotation, cellular component: transcription factor TFIID complex; SAGA complex. The record is from RefSeq and is a predicted model, not a curated record. NCBI's taxonomy places the organism in Eukaryota, Viridiplantae, Streptophyta, Magnoliopsida, Asparagales, Orchidaceae. Bases 292 to 972 code for a protein of 226 amino acids.
UGCCUGGUGACCUAAUCCUCGCGAUACAGUCGCAAUUAGAGCCAAACUCCCCUCUUUCUUCUCCUCCCACACUCCUACCCGAAACCAUGGAGGGAGACGGAGGCACCUUUAUUUUCGCUUGAAUCUUCCAAAUCUGGUAUUUGCGUCUGAAAUCAGUCAAAUCCGGAUUUCUGAAAUCCGCGCGGCUUUAUUUUGUCCAAACUGACGGUCUGGCAGGAUUUAGGUCAAAUUCAGGUUAAAAUCUUGCCCUAAAUCUGUUACCAGUAAAUUGUUUGAAUAUCCAACACAAGAAUGCCGGAUUCGAAAGCAGAGCAAAUCAGCGGACAAGACAGCGCCAAGAUGGACGACGCGGGCGGUGCCGCCGCCGGAAGAGAGCUGGAGGCCGACGAGCCUCGAGAUGCGCGUGUCGUACGAGAGCUUUUGAGGUCGAUGGGGAUCACGGAGAGGCAUUAUGAGCCUCGGGUUUUGCAUCAGUUUCUCGAGCUAUGUUACCGGUACGUCGUGGACGUGCUCUCCGACGCUCAGGUCUACGCCGAACAUGCCGGGAAGACUAACAUCGACCCCGAUGACGUUCGCCUCGCGAUUCAAUCUAAGAUCAAUUUUUCCUUCUCGCAGCCCCCAUCCCGCGAGGUUCUUCUUGAACUGGCUCGCAACCGAAACAAGACACCAUUGCCCAAGACAAUUGCACCGCCGGGUUCGAUCCCACUUCCACCUGAGCAGGACACCCUCGUCACCCCCAAUUAUCAACUGUUAAUUCCUAGAAAGCAACCUGCACAGAUUGAAGAGACUGAGGAUGAAGAUGGUCCGAAUCCCAACCCUAACCCUAGCCCUAACCCUAACCCUAACCCCAGCUUGUCUGUUGAACAAAGGACAGAUGCUGAGCAGCAGCAAAUGCAAGCGGUUCCUCAGAGAGUUUCAUUCCCUCUUGCCUCUUCUGCUGCUGCGCCUGCAGCUAAGCGUCAGAGGGUUUGAGCUAUGGUACCUGUGUUUGUUUUUACUGGACAUAAUUCGGGUCAUGAUAUCUUAAUUUUGGAUGUAUGUCUUUAUUUGUAAUGACUAAAAAUUUGAUUAUUACAUCAUUUCUUUUUUUCCUUUUUAA